AUGUCCUACAUUGUUUUUGCGGUGGAUAGCGCCGAUCGACUGACGCUUCUCGGCCCCCCCACCCCUGAGGGUCCUAACCUAAAACAAAUAGCGCUGAGCUUUAUUCAAGCCCCGAAACUUGCGCGUCGUACAUCUACAGGUGAGUUUGGACCUGAGGAACCUUUUGCGUUUGAGGCGGCGGAGUUAAUCCGCAACACCUUUAUUGGAAAACCUGUAAAGUUUACCGAGGAUUAUGUCAUUGAUGCGCUCCAACGACACGCUGGACGCCUGAAGCUUACCAGCGGUGAGGAUGCCUCUCUUCUACUACUGCGGCACGGGUUCGCCACCGCGCCGGAACGCAUCCCGGCGCGUAUGGAAAAGGCAUUGUUUGCGGAGUACUCUGCACUUAUGGGCCAGGCAAGAGUGGCAAAGAAGGGUCUUUUUGCGCCGGAUGCGGCGUCGCACGCGCGGACUCUUCGCGAUCUCACUGUGGAUGAGACUACCAAGUUGGGGGAGAAAUUGAAGGGAAAGGCCAUCCUCGUGCGUGUCGAACAGGUUUUGUUGCCGACCAUCUGCAUGGUGUCGGGGGAAAGUUUUCCGACCACGCACAUAGCAGUGCACAUGCCUGGUGUGACGGUAAAAGACCCAGACUGCUUUGGCGUCUCUUCUGCGGCGCGUUUUCAUACCGAACGCUACUUGCUACACCGCAGGGUGAAAAUUGCCUUUGAAGGCGUUGAUAAUUUUGGUAAUAUUCUCGGUUCUGUUACUUCCUCCAAGGGCGUCUUCCAGACUGAACUGCUCUCGCGCGGGUUUGUCAAACUCAGUGGUGCCACUUUGGAGUUUACAAGCCAAGCCGACGCGUUGCGCGCCGCCGAAGCGGAGGCGCGGAAGAAGCGGCAGGGAUUAUGGGAAAAAUGGGAGGAGCCGACGGAGAAAAAUACCCUCCAGGUCAAUUAUGGGUCCGCCGCGGCCGCCGCCCCCGGUAUGCCUGUGAAUAACGCUAACAGCGGUGCGGGGCCAGAGUACAAGGGACCUUUGUCCUUUAGUGCGGUGGUGGUGCAAAUCGUCAACGGUGACACCAUCACCGUGCGCUCGGACGAGUCAAAGGAAUUUGUUCGCCUCUCUCUCGCCGGUGUACGCUCGAGUAAGAAUGUCACUCGCGAACAGGACGGUCGUUCCCCCGAGACGCGCGUGACAUACACGGACUACGAGUGGGAGGCGAGGGAGUUUUUGCGCACACACUACAUUGGCAAGCGUGUGGUUGUCCAGGUGGAGUACGCGCGGCAGAUUCCAGAGACGAAGGAAGUUCGACCGGUAGCCCUUGUUUCUAUCCCAGACACGGGCGCGAACAUGGGUGUCUCUUUACUGGAGACGGGCUACGCAACCUUUCAGCUGGGCAAGAAUGAUAUAUGCUCCGCGGCCUCUUUGUUACAGGGUGCGGCAGAAAAGGCCCGUGAAAAGGGUAUUGGGGUAUACGGCAAAGGAAAACCUCCGGUGCACAAGGUUGUUGAAUUGAGUCACCUGGGGAGUGCUCGUGGGAAGUACUACCUUAGUUUCCUGCAACGUGGCAUGCAAGGUAGCCGUCCGCCGCUAUUGAAGGGAGUUGUGGACGUGGUGAUUGGCGGGAGUUCCCUUCGCGUGUACGUCCCGAAGGAGAAUUUUCAGAUUCCGGUAAAAGUCGCAGGCAUCAUCACUCCUAUGGGCGCUGCAAAUAGUUCAGAGACUGCCGAUCCCUUUGCAGAGGAAUCAAAGAGCUUCGCCGUGGGUAUGCUGCAGCAGUUUAACGUGGAGAUUCAGGUGCAUACGGCGGACAAGGUUGGCAAUUUUAUCUCCUCUGUUUUUCUUGCCGACGGCACCAAUUUUUCGGUUGCCACCGUAGAGGCAGGACUGGGGACGGUGGCGAAUGCGGAUCGUCUUCCCUAUUACCAGCAGCUUAUUGAUGCAGAGCGGAAGGCGCAGAGUGAACAAAAGAAGAUUUGGUCCGACCAAUCUUCGCUUCCGCAGCGUGCGGUGAAGCUUGUGGCCGAGCGGAACGCCAGCGGUGUCGAGUUGUUUACCCGUUCCUUUGGUCCAAGGGCGGUGUUUUUCCCUUGCGUGCUGUCAGAGGUGGGCGAGGACGGGUACUCUGUCUACCUGCAGGAGCAAUCUGAAGAGGUGGAGCAGGGCCUAGAGGCACUGCAGGACCUUGCGAAACAGGUCUCAUCGCUGAAUGGAGAAUAUCAACCCAAGCGUGGCGAACUUGUGGUUGCGCGGUACAAUAAGGAUAAGACGUGGCAUCGUGCCAAGGUGCAGCACGCUAAGAAAGGCGACCCAAUCGCCACGGUCCUUUUUGUUGACUUUGGCACAGUGUCAGAGGUGCGGGUGAGGGACGUGCGAGCCAUUCCGCGUGGUCCGGAGUUUGCGCUCCUGCGUGACCAGGAGCCGCUGGCCCGCCUUGUGCGCCUCGCGUUCCUCAAGUCGAAAGUGCCGGCCGCAGAAACGAACGCCGGUUAUGCGUGCGACGUCAUAUAUGACUACACCGAUGGCGCUGUUAUCGCAAAGGAAGUGUAUGAGGACGGGCGGGGCAACGUGUACUGCACCGUCACUGUGAACGAGAAUGUUUCUUCGCUGAGUGAGACCCUGCUGCAGCGGGGUGUCGCGUUACUCGACCGUGCCGCGGCGACGGUUGACCCAACGGAGUAUCAGCGGCACGAGGCGGCGCAGGCCAUCGCGCGGCGCGGUCACAAAGGAAUGUGGCAGUACGGCGACAUUGACGACGAAAGCGACGACGCUUAG
Trypanosoma conorhini is the source of this 2754-nucleotide messenger RNA. Its product is annotated as 4SNc-Tudor domain protein. Gene Ontology annotation, biological process: regulatory ncRNA-mediated gene silencing. Bases 1 to 2754 code for a protein of 917 amino acids. Gene Ontology annotation, cellular component: RISC complex. The transcript has a single exon. The record is from RefSeq and is a predicted model, not a curated record. NCBI's taxonomy places the organism in Eukaryota, Euglenozoa, Kinetoplastea, Trypanosomatida, Trypanosomatidae.